Molecule: messenger RNA, 276 nt
Organism: Cooperia oncophora
Lineage: Eukaryota; Metazoa; Nematoda; Chromadorea; Rhabditida; Trichostrongylidae
Source: the annotation of a GenBank genome assembly
AUGGAGUUUGAUGGAAGCUCACCGGCGAGAAUAUUCAACAGUUGCCUUCAAAACUGGGAACCUGGGGCCGGAAUGAGAGCUUCAGAUUUAGGUGGAGGGAACCGUAUGACACAAAUAUCGCAUGAAACCCUUUUUCAAAUCACAAUGCCCAAGAUGAAAAUCGAGACGGACUUCAAACUCAGAAAAGCGUUGAUAGCAAUGGGAGUGACGAAUAUGUUCUCUGAACAGGGUCGAUUUGACCGGAAACGCCGGCAAACCUCCACUCAAAGUUUCUGA